UUGUGGCGUCUCUCAGAGAAACUUGUGCAAGUUUGGAAGAACAUCAUCCUCUGACCUUCAGAAACCUGGAGUUUUUAUCAGUGAGCUACCUAAAGGAAUCUAAGGAAAUUAUAGCUGUAGUUUCCUUGCCAUUACUUUUUUGGUGUUUGUACCUCUUUUUCAGUGGUUUUAGAUCAAGAAACAUUAUGAGCACAGCUCAACGGAAGCGCCGUGGAGGAACAGUUAAUUCUAGGCAAGCUCGAAAAAGAAACAGGCUUAUGGCUUCUACUGCUGAAAUGGCUUCAGAAGCAGAGCCAAUAGAACUUGAAGAAAGUGCUGGUGAAGAAGUAGUAGAUCUCACAUGUGAAUCUUCUGAUCCUGUAGUCGUUGAUCUAACUCACAAUGAUUCCGUUGUGAUUGUUGAAGAGAACCAACGACAGAGGAGAAAUCUGAGACUAAGAAGCCAGCGACAGUCAGACAGCUGUGUACUGAGCAGUGAUGAUGAAGAUGAAACAAGAGAUAACGAUGUGUAUGUGGCUGAUAAAGCAUCUCGAGAACUGGGACCGCUGGAAGAGGAAACUGCAAGUUCAAAGCCGUCUGGUACUGUUAGCUGUCCAAUUUGCAUGGAUGUCUACUCAGAGAUUGUACAAAGUGGACGACUGAUUGUGUCAACAAAAUGUGGUCAUGUCUUCUGCAGUCAGUGCCUCCGUGAUUCCCUUAGGAAUGCCAACUCUUGCCCAACCUGCAGGAAGAAACUCACUCACAGACAAUAUCAUCCCAUUUAUAUAUGAGUACUUUUAUUUCUCAGGACAGACUCAACUGGAUUUUGGGGGAAAUGUUAUAUUUUCAGUGCUCUGAAGAUUUAAAGAGCAGCAGGUUGUGCACAAAUCCAAAUAAAACUGGUUUUUUUG
This is a messenger RNA of Sturnus vulgaris (Common starling), 890 nucleotides long. NCBI's taxonomy places the organism in Eukaryota, Metazoa, Chordata, Aves, Passeriformes, Sturnidae. The record is from RefSeq and is a predicted model, not a curated record.